Molecule: messenger RNA, 2006 nt
Organism: Pipistrellus kuhlii (Kuhl's pipistrelle)
Lineage: Eukaryota; Metazoa; Chordata; Mammalia; Chiroptera; Vespertilionidae
Product: spindlin-3
Exons: 2
Coding region: 539-1315 (258 amino acids)
Biological process (GO): gamete generation; regulation of DNA-templated transcription
Cellular component (GO): nucleoplasm; cytosol
Source: RefSeq, a predicted model, not a curated record
AAGCGCUUCCCAAGCUCCGGGCAGAGGUGGGCGUGAGAGUUGGGGGAGGAGGGCACACGUUGUUUGGCAGGAAGGGGAGGCCACUCUCCUGGCAGGAAGCUGAGAUACAGAGGGAGGAGACUGCUGCAGCAGUAGCAGCGGCUGGUGGGAUCCCGAAGUGGCAUAGGGGCCUCUGCUGCCGACUGGGACGCAGCGGGGCCCCUGAGCUCCGUGCUGAAGCCGCCAUCCUCUUCGCCUGCCUGCCACGCACUUCGUCUGAGGAUCCUCCUCCUCCACCAGCUUCAGCGAGCUUCCUUCUUGGCGCCUGCUGAUCAUCUUUCCCCUCCAGGCACGCAGCGAAGCUGGAACGAGCCUGCCUGGGAGGAAGGUUACUGCAGGCACACGCCAGGAUACCUUGAUUUGCAGCCUUCGGGAGGAACUUAGGCGUGGGUGCACGGAGUGCACUAAUUAGGAGACAAAGCUCAGCGUGUCAUACUUUGAAUUGAUUUUUUCUCAGUCUCCUUUCUUGGCCUGCCUUGCAACUGUGCUUCUCUCAGGCAUGAAGCCGCCGUUCGCAAAGGCGGCUGCAGAGCAGCGGUCCAGAACAGGCUCCAGGCAUGCCGGUGUGCCGGUUUCCGUGAUGAAGAGGAAGGCGGCACACAAGAAGCACCGGAGCAGACCCCCCUCCCAGCCUCCAAGGAACAUCGUGGGCUGCAGAAUUCGGCACGGAUGGAAAGACGGAGACGAGCCUCUGGUACAGUGGAAGGGAACCGUUCUGGAUCAGGUACCUGUAAACCCCUCUCUGUAUCUUAUCAAAUAUGAUGGCUUUGACUGUGUUUAUGGACUGGAGCUGCAUAAAGAUGAAAGAGUGUCAUCACUUGAAGUCUUUCCUAAUAGAAUUGCAUCAUCUACAAUCAGUGAUUCACACUUAACAGAGAUUCUGAUUGGCAAAGCAGUGGAACAUAUUUUUGAGACAGAGGAAGGUUCCAAAAAUGAAUGGAGGGGGAUGGUCUUGGCUCAGGCACCUGUCAUGAAAACAUGGUUUUACAUUACCUAUGAAAAGGAUCCUGUUCUCUAUAUGUACCAGCUCUUAGAUGAUUAUAAAGACGGUGACCUGCGCAUCCUUCCCGAGGCCAAUGAUUCUUCUCCUGCAGAGAGGGAGCCGGGAGAAGUCAUAGACAGCCUGGUAGGUAAACAGGUGGAAUAUGCCAAAGACGAUGGCUCCAAGAGAACUGGCAUGGUCAUUCAUCAGGUAGAAGCCAAACCCUCUGUGUACUUCAUCAAGUUUGACGACGAUUUCCAUAUCUAUGUCUACGAUUUGGUGAAAACAACCUAGAUGUCAUCUUGGAAUCUGCCAGAUAUGUGAGACUAUUUGUAAAAUCUGUGCACACACCACGUCUUUGAUUGCUUUCCAAUUUGUAAGAACCAUCUUCUCGCUUUCUGCAUGCUUUUUGCCUGGCCAAAGAAAAAGGAGCUGAAACUCAGACAUUUUGGGAAGGAAAGCUUUUGCUCUUCUCUCCAUCUUUUUUUUUUUACAGGUUCCUUCCCACAGGACAGUGAUUGAUUGAUCUAAUUGGUGAGAAGGGUAAAGUCUGACAGCCAUUGGCCCCUACUUCUGUCUUUGCUGGUGUUAAUAGUUAAAUAUAGGUGAACACCUGUUGCCUAAUUCUUUUGGACACUCGGACUCUCUCUACUCAUUGAACUAUGAAGCUUCCAGAGAUGUUAAGUAUGACUGGCUGGGUAAGUUUCUUUGCAACCUUAACUCUUCUCUCCAGGUAGCUUCAAAGUGUAAUUUUGAGGAAGAGUGGGAAGCCAUUUUGGUCUCCUGUCCAAGUUGCAUUUUCAAUUCUGUUGGUACUGAGAGUAAGACUAACAUAUCGCUCCCUUUCUGGUUCUUACAUCUAUUGCUCAACUUGUUGCAAAAUCAAGAGGGUAAUUACUUUUCAUUUUAGCAUAUAAGUAUAGGCUGAGAAACCUUUUGAAAUUAAUAAGAGGGCAAGCAUUUGGGAACUGAACUCCCAAGUGGA